This is a messenger RNA of Mytilinidion resinicola, 474 nucleotides long. RefSeq lists its product as uncharacterized. The coding region runs from base 1 to 474 and encodes 157 amino acids. The record is from RefSeq and is a predicted model, not a curated record. The transcript has a single exon. NCBI's taxonomy places the organism in Eukaryota, Fungi, Ascomycota, Dothideomycetes, Mytilinidiales, Mytilinidiaceae.
AUGAGUUCUAGAGACCAAAGUCAAGGCGCUGGCAGGUCCCAGCGCUACAUCUCUUUACCCGACCCAAUCGAAGAAGAAAACCUUCUUCAGGGAUCAGAUGAUGACCGAAGACAGAAGGCCUUCCAAAUGGAAUACCAAAUGCAGAAGGCCUACCAAAUUGAGGACGCCAAACGCGAUGCCGAGCUCCGGCAGCGUGAACAUCGCGAAGCUCUCCAGCGACAAGCCGAAGAAGCCUAUCAAGACAACUUACACUGGACGGGCGCCGGGUGGGAUCAGAUACAACCAGUGUCUCCCAAGCCACCCCUUGAAAGAGUAAGGACAUUGCCAGAAUCCCACAAUCCAUGGGACGCUUACUCUGAGGCGCUUAGUAACCGUAGAGAGGAGAUGGCGUUCAUGAAGACCAUGAAGCGUCUGAUGCUGGUCCUCCUCGGAAAAGAUGUUCCCCCUCUGCCUCCAAAGCCCCAGAGGCCCUAA